Podarcis muralis (Common wall lizard) is the source of this 801-nucleotide messenger RNA. Lineage: Eukaryota; Metazoa; Chordata; Lepidosauria; Squamata; Lacertidae. The record is from RefSeq and is a predicted model, not a curated record.
AUGCAUUAUGAAAAGUCAGUUAAAACAUUUUACAGCCAGAAAAAUAAGAUCAGCCCCAAAAGCAAAUAUCUGAAGUGUCAAGGCCAAGAUCGGAGCUGUCUAAAGAAGGAUGGGGUCUAUAAACCUCAAGAAAUUGUCCAUUUCAUUCUUGGUUCUUUCUACAUUGUAGUCCUGGCACUGAUCCCUUCAUCAGACCAUUUUGAACUGAACUCUGCCCUAUUUGUCAUUGGGUAUGUGGGGCAAGAUGUCAUCUUGCCAUGCCAGAGCUCUUCUGGGGCUCUGCCACAAAACGUGGAAGUUCAGUGGAAAAAAACUGUAGAUGACAACACGGAGAACAUCUACCAGUUCACAGCUUUCACUGGCCAGGAAACAUUUGGGCAAGGCUAUGAGUCCAGGGCAGUGUUUGCCACAGAGGGACUGGACACUGGAAAUGUUUCCUUGGUGCUGAAAAUGGCCAAAAAGUCUGAUGAAGGAAGCUACAGCUGCAUUGUCAAGACCAAAGACUGGGGUGCUCAGACCCAAACUGUUCUGGUUGUUGAAUCUUCAAAAGGCAACAGUACCUCAGAGAAUUAUUGUUCCUGCACUGCCUUUUGGGUGAUGUUUGUCUUUCUUCUUCUCGCUCUUCUCGCUCUUGCAGUCACUGUUUGGGCAGUCAUACACAAAGGUGCCAGAGAAAAGGAAACUCUCUCACGGAAUGAAGAGCAGAGUGCUAAAGAAGAAAAAGUGGAAAUAAAGGAAGAAGAAGAAGGACUAUUUCCAGAAAACAGAACAUUGCAGGAAGAAAAAAGGUAUGUCUUAUAA